Molecule: messenger RNA, 5897 nt
Organism: Magallana angulata
Lineage: Eukaryota; Metazoa; Mollusca; Bivalvia; Ostreida; Ostreidae
Product: atrial natriuretic peptide receptor 2-like
Exons: 25
Coding region: 100-4608 (1502 amino acids)
Biological process (GO): protein phosphorylation; intracellular signal transduction; receptor guanylyl cyclase signaling pathway
Cellular component (GO): membrane
Molecular function (GO): protein kinase activity; peptide receptor activity; guanylate cyclase activity
Source: RefSeq, a predicted model, not a curated record
CUGCCUGGUGGAAAAUUCCUCUAGCUUUCAGAAACUGUCACUAUAUAUACAGCGUUUAAGGUUAUGUGGAUUGAAUAUUAGACCACAUCAGAAAGUGGGAUGAAACAUUUAAUAACAGUUUGUCUGUUGGUUAUGGUCACAGCCAAAAAGGAGUUUCGGAUAGCCUGGAUGGCCCCCAAGAAGGAGUAUUAUGGAUUAAGCGCUGCGUCAAGUGUUCACGCCUUAAAAGCAGCUUUGACCGCAAUCAGAAGAUGGCAGGAGUCCGAUACAACCAUUCUCUCGGAUCACAAAGUUUCAGUCCGAUGGUACGAUACAGACUGCAACGCAAAGAGUGCAUUAGCCGCUGCCGUGGACGCUAAAUCCAAGUUUGAUCCGCACCUCUUUCUCGGUCCGCCAUGUUCAGUCGGGAUGGAUGGAGUUGCUCUUCUGGCGUCGCAUUGGAACACUCCAGUGUUUGGAUGGGUGUCUCAAGAUUUAGCUUUUCAAGACAAGACAAUGUACUCAACUUUAGUGCGGUUUUUAGGACCUUUGAAUCGAUUUCCCAAUGUGAUGUUCCAUUUGCAGUCUCUUUUUAAAUGGUCGCAGUUUUCUGUUGUUCAUGACAUUAGAGAUCCCUACAGGGCAGUGGCAGAAGCUUUAGGUGAAUAUAAAACCUACGGAAACAAAGAUAUGGAUUGGUACACCAUUGUCAACACUUUCCAAGUGUCCAACGACAUAGACGAUAAAGAAAUAGAGAAAAUCUUCCGUCAAAUUCAAAAGUACUCGCGAAUUGUUGUUAUGGCCCUACCUUGGUUGGAUAUGCGGAAAUAUAUGCUGGUAGCCCAUAGACUUGGAAUGAGUGAUGGAGACUAUGCUUUUAUCUGUAUCCAUGGAGAUCUUUACACAUACGACAGAAUGAAGACAGAUGUGUUUUCUGAUUUGGUAUGGAGAAAAAAUGAUUCAUACGAUAGUAUAGCGAAGGAUGCAUUCGAACCAGUUUUGCAUGUCAUGAUAAAACCCUUAGAAAAAAAACGUUGGGAUUUAUUCAAAGAUAUUACAAGAAAAUUUGGUUCAAAGAAAGAUCCAAACUGGAAUUUACCAGAACCGCCAGGAAACUACACCACACCGGAUGCCUAUGCGCCGUACCUCUAUGAUGCUACAGUGGUUUGGGCAAUUCUUGCAAAUAAGAUAUUGAAAGAAAAUAAAAAUCCCCAUGACGGAGAGUACAUGUUCUUGAAAGCUACAAAACUUACAGCCGAAGAGGAGGUUGGUGGAUUAACAGGAAAAUUGAGCUUGGAUAACUUUGCAGACAGAAAUCUAAACUUUCAAGUCUUAGACAUGACUGAAAACGGCACAUUUGAGAGAAUUAUAACCAUCAGAUAUCAAAAUAAACUGAUGGAAGUCAAAUUUGAAAACAAUAAAACUGAGGAAAAUCUCAGUCGCUGGCCAAACGGUAAAGUGGGCAUCAAAUACGCUCCUCCAGGCGAACCAAUCUGUGGCUUCGAUGGAAAGAAGUGCCCAGAACAAAACGAACAGCCAGACAGGACAUUUAUCUACGUCUUCUCUGCUGGUGGAGUUGUGUUUGUCGUCGUUGUGGCUACCAUUCUAUAUUGCAUUCUAAAGCGAUACAGAAGGAUUAAAACAUUAAAAAGUAUGAUCUGGCAAGUUCGGUUUGAAGAGAUUGACUUUGUCACUGCGUUGCUGACCGGAAGUGUAAGGUCAAGUUUUAAAAACCUUGCCAGAAGAAAAGGAAGCGGCAAUAAAAGAAAAUCUCGUCCAAGUAGAACGGAGAGCCCACUACGGAACGCCAUUCAGACCUCGCCUGAUCAUUCCCCAGCAUUCCUCAGUAAACCGGAACAGGGGGCCAUAUUCGGCUCUGUGGCUCACAUAAGAGGAAGCCUUGUGUCGGUAAAGCGCCUCACGAGGAGCAAUAUCAACUCGACCAACAUGCCAAAGCAAGUGUUGGAGGAACUUAACAGACUCAUGGAGAUGAAGCACCAAAAUUGUUGUGCUUUCGUUGGAGCAUGUAUAGACCCCGGUCGAAUCCUUCUACUGUGGGAAUACUGUCACAAAGGGAGUUUACAGGAUGUAAUUUGGAAUCAAAACAUCAAACUAGAUAGAAUGUUCAUGUUCGCGCUGUCUCAGGAUAUAGCAAAGGGGUUAGAUUUUGUUCACAAGAGCUCAAUUCAUUACCAUGGAAACUUGAAGAGUUCUAACUGCGUGGUGGACAGCCGAUGGACGUGCAAGUUGGCGGACUUUGGGGUUCCAGGCCUACGUCAUUCUGACAAGUGUCAUAAAGAGAAUGAGAACCCAGACAAACUGCAAUGGACUGCGCCUGAACUGCUUCGAUUGGAGAAGUCUAUUGACGAACAAAAGGUCGAUAUCUUUUCUCUGGGGAUCAUUCUUAAAGAGAUCUUCACUCGAUCAGGUCCUUACACAGAAUACCCUUUCCUAAGAAUACACGAAUUAAUAGACAAGGUGCGAUACCCGGUGUGUGGAGCCCCAACAUUCCGUCCAAAGCUCUCUGUGGAAGUCCAGCAAACACCAGAGUUACACGCCUUGAUUGAUGAAUGCUGGAAUGAAAGUGUGUUCGUUAGACCUUCUGCUGGGAGAAUACUGAAAACUCUGGCUAGAAUUAAUCCUUCAAAAAUGACUAUGAUCGACAAUAUGAUCGCCAUUUUGGAAAAGCAUGCCAAUCAUCUCGAGGAGUUGGUGGCGGAGAGGACCAGUGAGCUAGACGCCGAGAAGAAAAAGACCGAGAACCUGCUGUACAGGAUGCUCCCACAAUCUGUUGCGGAUGAUUUAAAGAAAGGAAAGCCUAUUGAAGCGGAACAUUUUGAUGAAACAACGAUUUAUUUCUCCGAUAUUGUCGGAUUUACAACGAUAUGUGCCGGAAGUACACCAAUACAGGUGGUCAACUUGCUCAACAGUUUGUAUACGCUCUUCGAUGACAUCAUCACAAGAUAUGAUGUUUACAAGGUUGAAACAAUAGGGGAUGCAUACAUGUUGGUAAGUGGUUUGCCAAAACGGAACGGAAACCGACACUCCAAAGAGAUAGCAGAUUGUGCAAUGGAUAUCAUGGCCUCUAUAGGCACUUUCUGUAUCCCACAUCAGCCGAACGCAAAAGUGAAAAUAAGAAUAGGAAUCCACUCUGGUCCGGCUGUCGCAGGAGUUGUCGGCCUUGCUAUGCCACGAUAUUGUCUCUUUGGUGAUACUGUAAACACUGCCUCUCGCAUGGAGUCAACUGGUUUACCUCUCAAGAUCCACUUAAGUUCCAUGACAAGAGACCAGCUGGAAACGUUUGGUUGUUAUCACAUAUUGUACAGAGGAGAAACAAACGUCAAAGGCAAAGGAAUCAUGAAAACAUAUUUUUUGAAUGGCAGGGAUGGUUUUACAAAAGAAUUGCCAAGCAUUUCUGAAGAGGGGAUGUGUUUAAAAUUUUCACCAUCUGCUUCAAGUGAUCUACACUAUAUGGGGGUAGCUACCUCACCCGGGACACCCAAAACAAGCGUAACUGCAAUUGGCGAAGGACUAAAUAUAGAAAGAAAGGAAAUGCCGUCUGUAAAGGAAACACUCCAAGGACUUUCUGGAGAGGACAGUAAGAAAAAGUGUGCUUCUGAUGUCAUGUCUCUGACUUUAGGUGACGUCUUACCAGACUCCGUUAAAGAAACUGUAGAAAGAUUCCGAAAAACGGGAUUGAACUGUUUUCCGCAAGAUACAAAUGAAAAAGGAAUAUCUCGAAGGCAUAGUUACAAUGAUGCACCAAAGAAAAAUUGUUUCAUCCCUGCGUCGCAUGAUGCUGUGCCAAUUUAUGAAGAUGCGUCUUAUGAUAUUAGAAAGAAACUGAGUACAGGUAGUGAGGCAGCGGAUUCUGGGAGAGGCAGCUUCCGGCGAACGGGGAGCAGCAGUAGCUCUUUGAAUGACGUCAUAACCUCGUCAUUAAAGAAUAUAACUUGCUUGGAUGAAAUCAAUGUCAAUUGUUUAAUGAACAGAAACGUGAAAUCUUUCCCAGACAUCAUGAAUUCGACCCCAAGAGAAAAUGGUAGACUCCACAAGCGGAAGUUCAGCACAGGGGAUGUUAUAGAUAGCAUUCAGAGUUACAGGAAUGGAUAUAGUGCUGGAAAGCUCAAAAUACGCAAACUAAGUGCUGAGAGUUUCUUUGAAGGAUAUUGCAUAAGUAAAAAAACUCCAAAGCAGGAAGAAACUCGAGGAAGGAAAUACAGCAUAGAAAGUUUCAUCCGGGGGUUAUUGGGGAACAAAACAAAACUGAAUAAAUCACAAUCAACGGUGAAAGAACCUUGCAUGAUAAAGAGCAUAGAUAAACAUAUCAAAGACUCGCAUCCUAUGCACAGUUGCUCUUUAACGGAAAACUGUCAUGAAAACCUGGCUUUCCAGGACGACCAAAACGAAUUGCAUGACCACGACGAAGCAACAGUGCAGGAAAUUAUGAACGAACUACACGAAAUGGCAACUGAUCCGAACAAUAUGGCACCUGGUGUCUUACCGGCGGAUAAAUUGCCAAUUUCCCUUGGACACAUCUUUCCUCGGCACAGAGUUCUAACCAAGUCGGACUCGGGAUACGGUACACCUGAAAACUUGAGCAUCGCGAGCGCCACAACUUUUCUGUGAUAACAUUUUAACAAUAUUGUCGACGCUUUUUUGUUUCGUCAUAUAUGCAUGUAUUAACGAUCAUCAGUGUUGUUUGUUUUUACUUAACUGUGCCAAAAUAUCAAAUCAAAUCUCACAAAAAUGUACUGUGCAUCUUUAAAUACAUCUUACAACGUGGUUUUUUCUCUCCAUCAUACUGCUUACCCGAAAAUAAAAAUGUCUACAGCAUAUAAUCAUAACAAAUGUCAUAUAAUUUUGAUUUUCUCUACAAAUAUGUAACAAAAAACUAACUCGAAUGUUAACAUUAUAGAAACCCUUUUACAUAACUUUAGUAUAUAGUACAGAUAAUUCGCCUUUUAAAACCAACCAUUUAAUGGAAAAGACAUCGAACACACAAAUGGGAGAAAACAAGAACCAUAGAAAACGCAUUCACAACACAGACACACAUGUUCAAAUGACAAUUUGCUUGGUUCUAAUAUUUGCUAAUUACUGAAAUUGAUACACCGCAUCAUUAAAAACGUUUUACAACUAUCUUACCAGGUAUCCAGUAUCUAUCAAGCUGCAUUGUCAAAGAAACAUUGAAUGCAACGUAGGGUAACAGUGACCCGUCUUGCAACAUAAAGGAAUAGGUCGGGGGUUUGGUUUGGGUAAUCGAGUUGGCAGGCGGUAGUUUGCUUAUAAAAAUAGUGCAUGAAAGGAGUGAAAAAAGGUGGGGGGUUUUCAAAAAUAAAAAAUAAAUGUUUUUCAUUGAAAUCAUCAAGUUUGGCCAUUUGUAAACAAGAGAAAUUUCUUUGGGGAAUGGAAGAGCUUUGUAAAGAGAUAUAUAAUUUGUACUUUUUGUUGUAAAAAUAGUGUAGAAAACGAAAUUCAAUUUUUAUUACAUUGUCCUUUAUAUCACGAUUAUAGAAGAAUCCUUUUCGAAAAUACUGGAUUUAAUCCAUUACUAGAAUUGUCAGAUACAGAUACACUAAAUAAUUGUUCUAAAUUCAAAUUAUCCUCGACAGGUUGCCAAAUACUUAUAUCAUUCUUUUACAAGAAGACAAUCUUUAUUGUUCAGAAAAUAAACAUAUACUGUAUUAUAUAAACUGUGCAAACUCAAGCGUACUAAAGGAAGCUUUAUACUUAUACAUGUUUAUUUUCAAUCCGCUUGAAUCUGUGUUAUUUUCUUUUCUUUUUUCAUGCAUAAUGUGUUUGAAGUGACAUAUAGGCCCGACGGGCCGGUUGUUAAAUCUAUGCUUACUGUUGUUGAUAUUACACUUUGAAAUGUAUACGUACGUCACCAUAAAUAAAUAAAUUACUUACUUACUUAC